This is a messenger RNA of Xenopus laevis (African clawed frog), 3692 nucleotides long. It is a transcript of the gene rrp12.L, whose product is annotated as RRP12-like protein. NCBI's taxonomy places the organism in Eukaryota, Metazoa, Chordata, Amphibia, Anura, Pipidae. The record is from RefSeq and is a predicted model, not a curated record.
UGUGCCCUGACAUAAAUGACUUUUCAGAUGUAACUCCUAUACUUGUUUAAACACGUCAGAUCGCUUUCCCUUUGGAGCCACAAUGUGACAGUGAUGCCCACAGUGCGCGGCAUGUCCUAAAAUGCUUUCCGUACGGCCAGCUCUACACAGCCCCAUAGAGCUGCCGCGUCUGAGCUCUGGCCGGAAGUGACGUCGCUGUUUGAGGCUGCACGUGGGUGCAGGCGUGGCUGAACUGCACCAGGAGACAUGGGGAAGGCAGGGAAAUUGCGCUCCGGUAUUGCCGGGAAAGCUAAACGUUGGAAGAAGGGACACAGUAGCGACUCUAACCCCGAGCUGCGGCGGCACAGAGAAGCUGCUAGAAGCCUAUUCUUCAGCCGGCCUUCAUGUAAAAGUGACCUCACGGUAGAUGCUCUUAAGCUCCACAAUGACCUCCAGUCAGACUCCCUGUCUGUGCAGAAAAAAUCGGAGAAAUCCGAAGCGCUUAUGGAAGAUGAGGAUGAAAUGGCGAUAACUGAGAAAUCUGGAGUUUCUUUCCUGAGCGGCCUGUCUGACUGCACUAAUCUUACAUUUGGAAAAGUGCAGAGGUACUGGGAGUCCAACUCGGCUGCACAUAAGGAGAUCUGUGCUGUGCUGGCUGCUGUUACUGAAGUUAUUCGCUCUCAGGGAGGGACUGAGUCAGAGACUGAAUACUUUGCUGCUCUGAUGACUACUCUAGAAGCUGUAGAGUCCCCUGAGUCGUUGGCUGCAGUUACAUAUCUGCUUAAUCUGGUUCUCAAGAGGGUUCCUGGACCUGUUCUUAUCAAGAAGUUUUCUGACACAUCCAAGGCCCUUAUGGAUAUUAUGGCUUCCCAAGCAAGCAGCAGCAACACCUCCGCUAUGAGAUGGAUUGUCUCUUGUCUGGCAGUCCUGCUUCGCAAGCAGGAUCUUCUCACAUGGACCUACCCCUCAACCGUCCAAGUCUACCAUGGACUGCUCAGCUUCACUGUCCAUACAAAACCUAAAAUCCGCAAGGCGGCCCAGCUAGGAGUGUGUUCCAUCCUAAAGGGCAGUGAGUUCAUGUUCAGUGAAUCGGCACCUAAACACCACCCAGCUGUACAUACCACGGCUAAAUUCUGUAUCCAGGAAAUAGAGAAGUCUGGAGGUAGUAAAGAAGCCACUACAACCUUGCAUAUGCUGACUUUGCUAAAGGAACUGCUGCCCUGUUUCCCUGUCGGUAUGGGGAAAUCUUGCUGUGAGACCCUGCUAAAGGUCAUGACGCUAAGCAAUGUGCUCAUUGAAUUAAAUCUAUAUCCAGGACUUCCACUGGACUCUUAUGACUUCCCUCGAAGCUGGCUAAUCCCGGUGAUACGCGACCAUGUGAAGAACACGGAGCUCGGUUUCUUUACCAAGUACUUCCUGCCUCUGGCUGCCAAAUUAAAGACUCGCGCUGCUGAAUUAUCUCAAGAAGGACGAAAUCUUGAAUCAAAAAUUUAUGAAACCCUCCAGUGGCAAAUCUGGACAAUGUUACCCGGAUUUUGCACCAAACCCACAGAUGUUGUAGAUUCCUUCAAAGGAAUUGCACGCACCCUGGGAAUGGCAAUCAGUGAUCGUCCAGACCUCAAACUUACGGUCUGCCAAGCUCUGCGCUCACUUAUCAACAAGGGGUACGAAGCAGGUAAACCCAUCUAAAGUGAUGUUAAUUUAAGUCUGCGGCACAAACUGUAGUGCUGUGUAAAACUGUACCUUUCGUUAGCCAACCCAGAGAUGGUCAGCGGGUUUUUGGAUAAAGCAUGUGUCAAACUUACAGAAGCUGAGACUUCCGAGCCCACAAGGUUAUAUAUGCUGGACCUGAUCAUUGCCAUGGCCCCGUAUGCAGAUGAACCCUCCAUGACUAAGGUCUACGACACUAUAUUGCCAUAUCUGGAGGACAAAAAUCACAGUUUACAGAAGAAAGCCUAUAGAGUCUUGGAGGAAAUAUGUGGAGGGGAACAGCCUCCAUGCAAAGAAUUAGUAAAUAACAAUCUUGAAAAGCUAAAGAAUACACUCUUGACUUCCCUAAAAAGUGCCUCAUCCCCAGCUAAAAGGCCUCGCUUGAAGUGUCUGAUCCAUAUUGUGAAACAACUGGCUGCGGAUCAUGACGAAUUUAUAACAUCCCUUAUUCCCGAGGUGAUGAUUUGUACCAGAGAAGUGUCCGUUGGAGCACGCAAGAAUGCAUAUACGUUACUGGCAGAGAUUGGAUACGCUUUCCUGCGCUUCAACUAUGAUCAGAAAGAGGCUAUGGAGCAGUACUUGGCUGUUGUCUAUGCAGGACUGACUGGUUCCGUCACCAUGAUCAGCUGCUCCGUGCUGACACUCACACGGCUCUUGUUUGAAUUCAAAGAUCAGAUGGGCCUGGAUGUGAUUGAGCAGUUGUUGGAGAACGUCUGCCUCCUCUUAGGAUCCAGAACACGGGAAGUUAUUAAAGCUGCGCUGGGUUUCAUCAAAGUCAUAAUCUUCAUUAUGGACAUAAAAGUUCUGUCCAACCAGCUGCAAAUGAUGAUGGAAGCUAUAGGAAAUAUCAACAGUGACAUGAGGCGCUUCUUCCGAGUGAAGCUGAAAAACAUAUUCACCAAGUUUAUUCGAAAGUUUGGGUUUGAGCUGGUAAAAUCUAUGCUGCCUGAGGAUUACCAUAAAGUCCUAGUAAACAUCCGCAAGACUGAAGCAAGAAAUAAGAAACAGAAAGCAUUAAAACAAGCUGCAGCAGAGGGAGAGGAGGAUGAUCGAGAAACCAGAAAACUGAAGGGAGAUAGCAUAGAAGACAUUUUGGCUGAUUCUGAUGAAGAAGAGGAGGAGGAAGAGAAACCAAACAAACAGCAAAAGAAACAGGCCCGGCAGAAGAGCAAAGCUUGGCUCAAAGAAGGAGAAGAAGAUGAACCUCUAAAUUUCCUUGAUCCUAAAGCUGCACAGUGUGUACUGGCUACAAGGCCAAAUGCAAAGAACACCAAGCUCAAGCACGACUUCAAGACUUCGUCGGACGGGCGUCUCAUAAUCCAAGAUGAUGAAGUAAAAGAAAAAAAAAAUCCGACUGCAGCUGUUGAUGAAGAAAUGGCAGAUCUCAUGCAGGAAGUGGGAAUUCGAAGUAAAAAAGCUCAGAAGAAGAGAUUUCGAGAAGAUGACGAUGAUGAUGACGCCACGGACAAAAAACCACAGUAUAAAUCUGGAGGCUCGGGAAUACACAGACCAUUCUCCAGAAAACCAGAAAUUGGAGCAAACUACAAACCUAAGAAAGGAAAAGGCGAUGUGAAACAGAAAGGCAAGCACGAUCCAUAUGCAUACAUCCCUCUAAACAAAGCCAACCUUAACCGGAGGAAGAAAGCAAAGAUGCAAGGCCAAUUUAAAGGCAUGGUGAGAGCAGCACAAAGAGGAGCACAGAGUGGACUGAAAAAGAGAAAAGACAGAAAGCUUUAAGGUUUCAUCUUCAAAGGGCAAGAUUGUGUUUGAAGCAGUGUGCGUAAUACAGAGCAGCCGACCUCUCUUGAACCGCUCACCCGCUAGGAAGAAGUGUGUCGCUCUGCCAUGUUUAUCUAUCAGGACAAGACUUCCUAGGAAACUGCCUUUAUAAGGCUUCAGAGAACAAGUUAUUAAUUUCCCGUUUACAUCAAUUACUGUCAUACAUAAACUGCAGUGGAAGCUCUGUAAACUACAACCCAUUAAAAUAUAUCAUCUGUUUGUAA